UUAAAGGUUUACUAAUCUGUUCAUUGUUAACUCGCAAAUUGAAUGAAUUCAAAGUUCAAACGGUAAUUAGUUGCUCGACCUUUAAUAUUAGAGUUUUGAAUAUGAAUUUUAUAUUUUUAGUGGGAGUUUUAAUAAAGGGUAUUCUCUGUGAUUGGGUUUCCGAAUGGCUGGCUCCGUUAGAAUAUCAAUACACGGACAUAUUGAGACAGAAUACUAGGAACCGAACUUCAAAAUUUGUCCCAGAAGACCAUGAUUCUGAAGUCGUGCCUUUAAAUCCGUAUCUAGAUUCACAUGACGUAUAUACUAAAAAUAAUAUCUUUGAGCCAUCAAGUGGAGAUGCAGGUUCUAAAGGUCUAAAAAUAAAGCUAGAUGAAACUUUAAAAAUUGCCGAAGCGCUAACUGAAACUUUAAAGAAGCAAAUCAAGGAAAUAGAAACUCAGGAACGUUUACUGAAGGAAGCUAUAACGAACGGAAGGUCUGGAGUAACAACAUUAACAGUUUUAACUCUGGGGCAUCCUUCUCGAACCUAUCUUAUACGUGACGGAUUUUGGACUCUCUGUAACGGCUUGGUACAAUACCCAGCUAGUCAGACCUCAUACAACAUCUUCACGGAACUAUUCUCCGCCCCGAGGUGUAUUGGACAGGAGAUUACAUCAAGACGAGAUCCUUGCGUUUUUAACUCCAUCAUCAAAUACCAGACUAUACCUACGACCCGGCGAUCAACGUAUCAUGAAGACGACUACCUUUGCUUGAGAGAAUCUUUCAACAACACUUUAGAGAAUUUUAUGUCUGUAACGAAAAAAGUCGUUGAUGAAACUUGUAAAAAUGGAGUCACAAGAAGUCUGACUGACAACGUUCUGGAUUGCGGAGUGAGGGUUCUAUCUGAGUAUACAUACUAUCCUCCAAAGGACAAUAAAUCGAUCCUACUACCCCUCGAAUAUUGCACGGAAAAAGACGGCUCUUGUAAACUCAUUGUAGCAUGGCAUCUUUCUAAUAAAACUAUCGAAAACUUUGAAUUUCUAAAAACUGAUCAAAAUUUUAAGAAAUUCUUCAUGAAUUCUGACUCUUACAUAGAGCCUUUUAUAUAAAAAUUGAGCUAACAUUCUUAUCAACUUUUUGUAAAAGUUACUUUUUAGGCGCAAACCUACUAAUGCCACAAAGCCAAUAAAAUUCUCUAUUAAGUAGAUAUAAACUAUGAACGCUAAUUGUUGUUUUCUAACCUUGGGCAAUAAAUCAAUACACUUCGAAG
Molecule: messenger RNA, 1249 nt
Organism: Maniola jurtina (meadow brown)
Lineage: Eukaryota; Metazoa; Arthropoda; Insecta; Lepidoptera; Nymphalidae
Exons: 6
Coding region: 102-1088 (328 amino acids)
Source: RefSeq, a predicted model, not a curated record